AACAAAAAGUUGAAGAAAGAAAAAAACAAAAUUAAGCACAAAAAAGAAAAACCAAAAAUGUUUCCUCUCUCCCUCAUUUCUCCUCCCAAACCAUCUUAGGCUCCCUCCUCCACCACCACCACCACCACCACCAUCGCCACCACUUUCUCUCUCCUCUUCCCAUUUUUAACCCACAUAAAAAACCAUCUCAUUCACCUUUUCUCUCCGUUUUUUCUCGCUUAUUUUUGUAUUUAGGGAGGUGAAUUCAACGAAACUAGAGCUCCGUUAAUUGUUCUUUAGUUGCAAUGAAGAAGUAAACAAGGUGUUGGAACUGGUCUGAUCAGCCGAUUUUGAGGAGUUGAUCGAGGACUGGUGAAUCAGGCAUACAGCUUAUGCUUUGAGCAACAUAUUGUGUGGAAUCAGAAACAUUCCCAAGCAUUAGAAGUAUAAAAACCUGGCAACAAUUUGAUACAUUCACCAUGCACAAGCCAAAGAAAAGAAAUCUUCAAUCACCUCAGAAGUCAGUGGACUGGUUAGAAUACAUUAAUGAUUGUCUUCCUGCGCUAGUAAUACCUGUUGGACCUCGGUUUCAAGCUGAUGUGGCAGAAUGGGUGGGGCCAUCUAAUGAGCGAUAUGUCAAUGGUGAUUCAGAUACUUCAAGGUGGUUCGGUACCAAAAUGUGGACCCCUCAAGAUGAUAGUACAGACUCAGGAUGUAAAAUUGGAAAAGGAAGGCUUGAUUCCUGCACUUGUUCUUCUCCCGGUUCUCCAUAUUGCGUAAAACAGCAUGUUACUGAAGCACGAGCAAGAUUGCAAUCGGAACUGGGCCCCACAUUUAAGAGUUGGAAAUUCGACAUGAUGGGUGAAGUUGUUGGCAAGUCGUGGACUUCAAAGCAGAAAAAGAAAUUUGAUCACUUUGUUAAGGCAAAUCCAUUAUCACAGGGUAAGAGCUUUCUGCAGCCAGCUAUGUCAUCCUUCCCAUCCAAGACCAGGAAAGAUAUUGUCAAUUAUUAUCUUAAUGUGUAUGUUCCUAAGCGCAUUAGUUUGAUAAGUCGGUCUGGAUGUAAAGUGCUUGAUAGUGAUGAUGAUGAGGUUGUGGAAGCCCCAAAUACCCCGAAUGCCAAGAAUUCUCUGAAAAGAUCUCGAUCUGAUAGCGAUGAGAGUGCAAAACUUGCCAAGUCCCACUACUUGACAGGGAGAAGAUGACAUACAGACUCAAAAUCUUGCCGAACUACUCUUUUCAGGUUUUCCUUUUAGUUCAGAGGAUUCCUUUUGUUAUUUUUUUUGCCUGUAAUUGUUGCACGAUGCAGUGCGAUAGUAUCGAUACUAGGAAUAGCAAAUUUAGGCCUGAACUCUGUGAUGGGAUCUUCAGGCAUCAGGCUUGACUGGAUAGUUAGGGGCUGUGUAACUAGGAAAAUCAUAUAACUGCGCAAAUUUUGUCACACAAUUCUUUCUGCUCAUAUUGUGCUUAGAAGAAGGUAAUACAAAAUUUUCAUGUUUUGAAGGCAAA
Messenger RNA from Beta vulgaris subsp. vulgaris (sugar beet), 1488 nucleotides. RefSeq names its product AT-rich interactive domain-containing protein 2. NCBI's taxonomy places the organism in Eukaryota, Viridiplantae, Streptophyta, Magnoliopsida, Caryophyllales, Amaranthaceae. Bases 459 to 1184 code for a protein of 241 amino acids. The record is from RefSeq and is a predicted model, not a curated record. The transcript has 3 exons.